This is a messenger RNA of Dendrobium catenatum, 774 nucleotides long. RefSeq names its product AIG2-like protein D. Bases 97 to 627 code for a protein of 176 amino acids. NCBI's taxonomy places the organism in Eukaryota, Viridiplantae, Streptophyta, Magnoliopsida, Asparagales, Orchidaceae. The record is from RefSeq and is a predicted model, not a curated record. The transcript has 6 exons.
AGGAUAUACUAAUUAAAUGAAAUCCCGGGUGCAUAUUUGUGAUCAGAAGGUUACGGACGCCGGUGAUCGCAGAACUGAGCGAUAGAUAAGCGGAAGAUGACCACCGCGUCCAUGACAGCCACCGUCGCCGAGUCCGCCGCUGCAUCUUUGCCUCUCCACAACGUAUUCGUCUACGGCAGCCUUCUCGCCGACGAGGUCGUCAACGCACUAUUAAAACGCAUGCCGCCAUGCUCCCCCGCCAUCCUCAAUGGCUACCACAGGUAUAGCAUAAAGGGGCGUGUUUAUCCAGCAAUAUUGCCAGUAGAAAGCAAGAAAGUCAUAGGAAGGGUUAUCAAGGGAGUUACGGAUGCUGAGCUACAUGUUUUAGAUGCUUUUGAAGAUGAGGAAUACAAGAGAAGCACAGUGGAGGUCUUUUUGAAUGAUGAUUCGGGGGAACUUUUUGCAGAGACUUAUGUGUGGGCAGACAAAGAUGAUCCAAAAUUAUAUGGUGAAUGGGAUUUUGAGGAAUGGAAAGAACUGCACUUGAAGGAUUUCCUCUCAAUGACUGAAGGGUUCGUGAAGGAGUUAGAACAGCUAGAACUGAAAACAAGGGUGGCUACUUAUGAAGCCUAUUACAAGAAAUUAUAGAAGAUUGAAGGAGCUACAGUAGAACUGAAGCACUGAAGCGAGGUAAAAAUAGAGGAGGAUUCUGAAGGCUGGUAAUGAUGGUGAUAUGGUGGAAUUGAUGGAAAGUAAGUUUAUUUAUUUUGGGGACAGUUAGGUCAAUUAAGAUAA